This is a messenger RNA of Penicillium maclennaniae, 1716 nucleotides long. RefSeq lists its product as uncharacterized. The record is from RefSeq and is a predicted model, not a curated record. The transcript is spliced from 3 exons. NCBI's taxonomy places the organism in Eukaryota, Fungi, Ascomycota, Eurotiomycetes, Eurotiales, Aspergillaceae. Gene Ontology annotation, molecular function: propionyl-CoA carboxylase activity. The coding region runs from base 1 to 1716 and encodes 571 amino acids.
AUGAAAAAGGCUAGCACAGAUAAGGAUGGCAAUGAUAAAGCUGCCGAGCGCCUGAACCAGGUAUCUUCGCAUAUCUCCCCCGAUAAACCGAAAACCAGUCCCACUCGACUACCAGCGGACUACUCCGACGUGCUCGGACAAAUUGCUACACUCCGUCAAAUAGCCGCCACACCAGAUCCAAACCACCGUGGCUAUGUGCGCCAGAAACAAGCUGGAAAAUUAUGGGUUCGUGAGCGCAUUGAGCAAGUUCUCGAUGAGGGCAGUUUCCAAGAGAUCGGAUCUGUCUCUGGCACGGUGACGUGGAAGAAGACUGCGCCUAUGCGUGAGAAACCCGUUGCCUUUGUGCCUAGUAAUAAUGUACAAGGUGCGGGGACUUUGCGAGGUAGGAAGGUGUUGCUCACUGCGGAUGAUUUCAGUAUCCGAUCUGGUCAUGCAGACGGUUCUAGUCAAGGAAAGACGGUGUAUGUGGAGAAAUUAGCCAUUGCACUGCGAUUGCCGGUUGUGAAGCUUGUUGACGGGAGCUCGGGGGGUGGGAGUGUGACUACUAUACGGAAAGAAGGUUGGAGCUAUCUUCCCCAUGUUGCGUCGUUUGCACCUGUGAUUCAGCAGUUGAAUAUGGGAAUCCCUAAUCUGGGAGCGGUUGUAGGCCCGGCUAUUGGUCUCGGUGCUGCGCGAGUCGUGUCAUGCCACUUCUCUGUGAUGGCAGCAGAUAUCGGAUCGCUGUUCAACGCUGGCCCCAAGGUCGUGGAGGGUGCAACGUUCGAGGAAGGGUUGAACUUUCAGGACCUCGGAGGCCCAAUGGUGCAUUGCACGAAUGGCACAAUUGAUAAUCUUGCCGCCAACGAGGCUGAGUGCUUUGAGCAACUGCGGACUGUUCUUAGCUAUCUGCCCAAUUCAGGUAGUGAAGCUCCGCCAGUCAUUCCCUGCAAUGAUCCAGAAGACCGCGAGGACCUAUCGCUACGCAGUAUCAUUCCUCGCCGACAGGCCCGCAUGUACAAUCCUCGUACGAUCAUCACAUCGGUCGUUGAUGAAGGCUCUUGGUUUGAGAUUGGUGCACUAUGGGGCAGAACAGCCAUUGGUGGUCUCGCACGUCUUGGUGGAAGACCUGCCGGAGUGAUCUCGCUUAAUUGCGAAGUGAAUGGCGGUGCAUUGGAUGCUGCCGGUAGCCAGAAGCUCACUCGGUUGCUGAAGAUGUGUGACGUAAUGAACCUGCCCAUUGUGCAGUUUCUUGAUGUCCCCGGCUACGCUAUCGGUACCGUUGCCGAACGCACUGCAACCAUGCGCUGGGGCGUCGAGUUAGCCAAAACUUACUAUACAACGACAAUGCCAAUCUUCAAUGUGGUGACCCGAAGAGUCUUCGGUGUUGCUGGUGGCGUGAUGAUAGGUAGCCGAGAUCCUGAAAUGCAAGUCGCAUGGCCAUCCGGACAAUGGGGUUCACUACCUCUGGACGGUGGGAUUGAGGUGGGGCACCGACACGAGCUACGAGAGGCAGAGAAAGUGGGGAAGAAAGAAGAAAGGUACAAGGAGCUUGAAGAGGAGUAUCUGCGUCUGAUGAAUCCUGUGCGCACGGCGAAUGCGUUUGGUGUAGAGGAGAUCAUCGAUCCGAAAGAUACGAGGAGUGUUUGCUGUGCUUGGGCUUCACAUGUUUACGACGUGCUUAUGCGGGAGAGAUUGGCUGAUCGGGCUAAUGGCAAGAUUCACCCGUCUUUUGCUUAA